Chiloscyllium plagiosum (whitespotted bambooshark) is the source of this 1429-nucleotide messenger RNA. The record is from RefSeq and is a predicted model, not a curated record. NCBI's taxonomy places the organism in Eukaryota, Metazoa, Chordata, Chondrichthyes, Orectolobiformes, Hemiscylliidae.
AGUGACACCUUGACUUGUGAAUGAAUGAAAAACAAGGGCUAGGGCCCAAUGGACGAAAAGAGGAUAAAGGACAGCAAGCAUGAGUUAAAAUGCAGGUUGCUUUCUCUACCUGCCAUCGCCUGAGCCCAGCAAAGUCAUUAUAGUCAUUAGAAUCACCAAUACAAUCUUGUUUGAGAUCAUCCUGGAAUGUGGAUGGAACCUGGGACUGUACACUUCUGCCAUAAAUGCAUUUAGCAUUUCAUGCACUUGUAACCAUCACUUCUCCUCUAGAUUUACUUUCUCUGCUUGUCUUGGUGUUUGGCGUUCUGUCCAAGGCUGGCGUGAUUAUGGCUACUCCCAUUUGUGCCAAAGAGGGUGGUGAAUGCCGGACAAUAUCUGUAAGUGAAUUAUUUCACCGUGCUAGUGAGAUCUCCCACCAGAUCCAUGUGCUCUCCACGGAAGCGUACAAUGAAUUUGUGAGUAUAAUUAUGUUGAACUCUAGUAGCUCUGAAGAGUCAUUGAAGCAUUUCUCUGUAUUUUACUGUACUAUUCACUAUAAAAUGCAAGUGACAAUUAAUCAUUCAAUUCAAUUCAUUUAUGAUAAUAUUCAGCAGGACAGCAGGCUCUGGGGAGAAAUGACUGACUCUGGCUCCUAUUUUAUUAUGUUCUUCCUUUCACAGAACCAGCAUUUUAUUCAAGGUCAACAUCUUAACUUCAGCAUUAUCAAUAGCUGCCACACCUCCUCUAUAGUGACCCCUCAGAACAAGGAAGAUGCAUUACGUACACCUCACGAGCGUCUGCUGAGCCUUGUUAUUGCUAUUCUACGCUCCUGGCAAGACCCUCUACAGUAUGUGAUCUCUGAAUUCAGUGCCACCCAUGGGAAUACCAGCUCUAUAUUGAGUAAAUCAAUGAAGAUUGUGAAACAAAUGAAGCGACUUGCCAAAGGAUUGAAUAAGAUAAGUGAGCAGGUACUGUCAUACUAUUGUGGGGCCAGUAAACUACAGUACCUUUCGCCAGUCGCCCAGUCAACUGAGCUAAGCAGGCAUAAGAAUGAUCGCCAGUACGUAUUUAUCAGCAAAUAUUUCUCAUUUGUGUUUCAGGUUGGACAGCACAGUGGUGCCAUUGAGCAGACUGUGCCAUGGGAACAGCCUUUAGCUGAAGAUGGAGACUCACUCAUAUCGCAACUGUACAAUCUCCUGCACUGCUUCAGGCGAGACACAAAUAAAAUUGACACUUACCUUAAACUGCUGAAAUGUAGAUUCACCCAGCAAUUGAAAUGCUGAAAGGUCACUCUCUGAUCAGUGUUAUAAUUCUCAUCCUAAAUGUUCACAGCUCAAGUAAAUUCAGCAGCUCUUAAUUGAAAAUUGAUAGAUAGUCAUGCAGCUAACAAGUCCAUAAUCCCAAAUUAAAUCAAUCCCACCUGCCUGCUCCUGGUUCAUAUCCUCCAACU